UUUUAUUGGUUUUAUCGUUUCAUGUGUGUUGUGGAAUAAAGGGAAUAAAGAACGUAGGUUGUAUGGUCAAAUUUAAUUCAAUCAGGAUGACCAGCAAUAGAAGAAACAUUCAAACCCAAUCAAAAAGAAGGUACCGUUCCAAUUUAGGAGAACACAAUUUGAAUAUUCUAAAAUCAUUCUGGAAAAGGGGAAUGACUUCGUUUAGGGAUGAAAAAAAGAAAGAGCUAGUCCGACAAGCUGCUUUUGAAACUGGUAUGACAGAGAAUCAAGUCAAGGAUUGGAUUGGAAAUUACAAAAGACAGCAGACAGGAAAAGCAUAUCCUAAAUAUUGUCGACUGAGGAGGAAACCCCCAAAUGGUUACAACUUGUUUGUUUCAGAGUAUGUCAAACAAGAAAUUGCUAAUGGCACACCUAGGCAUGUUGCAUUGCACAGUGCAUCCAAAGUAUGGCAGAUCAAAAAGUCUUCUGGUGAGAGUUUGGCUUACUUUAAGAGGGCACAAGAGAUGAGGCUCCCAACAGUUGAAGAAAUGACCAAAACACAGAAGAAAGUAGCAAUUACGAGAUUGGUUACAGAAGUUAAUGAAAAGAUUGAAGCACUUGAAAAGCUUGGUGUGGAAGGGAUGGCAAUGUUUGUUGUGCCAUCAACGGGGAAAGUGUAUCAGUUGAGUAACAACAGUGGCAUCCAAUCUGUACAGAUCAACAAUACAGAGGCUUCCAGCAGUAGAGAUGGUGAGACGAAUGUUAAUGAUAUGUCAAGAGUGAUGUUAAGAGCAGGUGUCCAAAAGCUAUUUAAUGACAGUUUCUGUAAGUAUUUUUAAUUUGCAAAUAUUUUUUAGGUCUGAAAAAUACUUUUAAU
Anneissia japonica is the source of this 856-nucleotide messenger RNA. RefSeq lists its product as uncharacterized. The transcript is spliced from 7 exons. The record is from RefSeq and is a predicted model, not a curated record. Lineage: Eukaryota; Metazoa; Echinodermata; Crinoidea; Comatulida; Comatulidae. Gene Ontology annotation, molecular function: DNA binding. The coding region runs from base 63 to 818 and encodes 251 amino acids.